UAUUUUUUGUUGUUACCUGCCUACAGCAAUGGUUUCACAGUUGCAGAUCGUCUGUUCUCUUGGCGACUGCGUUCUUUAAUUUUUAAAUUACUUGUCGCAGGAGUCUUUGCAUUCGAAUGUCGUCGUUCAUAGUCCAGCUAUUGUGCUAAAUUUUCGUACACUGAAUCGAAAUGCUUUUUGAUGAUUUUUAUUAUUAUUACUGUUAUUGCUAUUUUUGAUAAAGCACCACUGCAAGAGAGAAAUUUGGCGAACUUGUGUUGUGUCCCGUUCGAAGUUCCCAGCCCCAAUUUCUUUUUCGAGGUCUUGCACUGGACAGUUUUUUAUCUGCUACAGAAGGAAAUGGAUAUUUAGUUACCAACUGUAUGAUUUGUGGUUUCAUUCAUGCAAUAGUGAAUUAUAUUCUGUAUCACCAUUGGACAGUCGCAUGAUUUUUGCAUUUAAUAAAAUCGAGUUUGAUUUCACCCACAUCUGUUCUUUAACAUCAGCUUGAACAAGAUUCCUUGAUUCGUCUCCAAUUGCAUUUACUCAGUAGUUCUCGUGAUCUAUUUGACUGGAGUUACCACAUACUUUGGAUUUCCAUCUCAUUUUAGGACAAACUUGCAUUCAAAUUCCUCGAUAAUGGUGCUUCUGCAUGUGAAGCAGAAGGACGACAGACAGUUUCUAUUUGAAGCUUCUGCAAAAGCUUCCGUGGACAGUGUCGUGAGAGAGCUUGUUGUCGUCAACAAUCUGCAGGUGCGAAUCCUAGGCUUACAAGAAGAAGUUAAGUGGCUUGCUCUCUACGGGCCCGCCAAACAUCCCGAUGAUGAUGAGGACAGCGAUGAUGAGUCACAGAACGGAAAGAAAAUUCGAGGUCCUCACUACAGCAAAGACCCUCACUGUCGCCGAACUGGAGAAGCCUGCGAUCCUGAAGUGUCCAAGCAAAUUACUAACACGAUGGCGGACGCCGUCGCUCUUGUUUCCAAGGAAAAUGUAAUGGCCAAAAACUAUGUUACUUCACAAAUGUUAAAAGACCAACUCAAUCUCAUCCGUGGUGCUAUCACGAUUUGUUAUCCUCAAGGAUUGCCCAAGUGGGAUGUUGUCCAGCAAGCGAUUUCUGGAACAUCCUCGUUGAAGGAAACUCUGGAUCCAGAUACUACACGUUUAUGGUGGGCAGGCAAAGAGAUAUUGCGUGACAAGUGUUUAAAGGAUUACGUUGGCCAGAAUGAAAAGACGAAGAUAAUUGUGAAGUUGCGGGCGCAAGGCUCAGGCUGCCCAGAACGGGAACCACUGCACCAUUGCAGCCAAUUGACGCAGAUACGCACAAGGCAAUGAUGGCCCAUUAUUUCAAGCAGCAAGAACAGCUGAAGCGAAUGGCUGAGGACGAGGAUGAUGCGUACAUGAACGCGCAGUGGGCUAAUCCCAAAGCUCUCAAGUCGCAGUUACACGGCAUGGCCGCGAAUAUGCAUUUCAAAUAAAGUCUCCAAUUGCAGAAGUGAUGCAUCUGCCAGUUGUGUAAGCAACUGGAUGCAGUGUAGAAUAGUGUGGGCUGCUUCUGGAGCUUUCCUUUGAGAUCAUCACAACCGACAAGAGCAUUUACAGAAGUCAUCACGCAGGAAACACAGAUUUGAGGCACUCAUACUACUCCGAGAAAGUAACGUGUGCUGGUAGUGACCGCAUUGAAUCACUACUCUGCCAUUCUGAUUGUUUGCCAACAGAAAUAUGAGUAAUCGUUUGCCCUGCUGAA
This is a messenger RNA of Physcomitrium patens, 1723 nucleotides long. RefSeq lists its product as uncharacterized. Gene Ontology annotation, biological process: regulation of cilium movement. NCBI's taxonomy places the organism in Eukaryota, Viridiplantae, Streptophyta, Bryopsida, Funariales, Funariaceae. The record is from RefSeq and is a predicted model, not a curated record.